AUGGGAAUAAAAUUCCUCGAGUUUGUGAAGCCGUUUUGCGGCUUUGUGCCGGAGGUGUCGAAGCCGGAAAGGAAGAUCCAGUUCCGUGAGAAAAUGCUAUGGACUGCUAUCACACUUUUUGUGUUCCUCGUCUGCUGCCAGAUUCCACUUUUUGGUAUCAUGUCGACCGACUCUGCUGAUCCCUUCUAUUGGCUGCGAGUUAUUUUGGCGUCUAAUCGAGGUACAUUGAUGGAACUGGGAAUUUCACCCAUCGUAACAUCCGGUUUGAUUAUGCAAUUGCUGGCUGGUGCGAAGAUCAUCGAGGUUGGAGAUACACCGAAAGAUCGGGCUCUUUUCAACGGAGCGCAAAAAUUGUUCGGUAUGGUGAUCACCGUUGGACAAGCUAUUGUCUACGUGAUGUCCGGCCUCUACGGAGAUCCAGCUGAAAUUGGCGCUGGAAUUUGCUUGCUUAUUGUUGUGCAGCUAGUUAUCGCUGGGCUUAUCGUGCUUCUACUAGAUGAAUUGUUACAGCAGAAAGUUUAUGGCCUUGGUCUGGAAUUCUCUUUUCAUCGCUCACCUAACAUUUUGACCAUUGUGUGGAAGGCAUUCUCGCCCGCAACUAUGAACACAGGUCGAGGAACGGAAUUCGAAGGUGCCGUCAUCGCAUUGUUCCAUCUGUUGGCUACUCGCACUGACAAGGUUCGAGCUCUCCGCGAAGCUUUCUAUCGUAACAACUUACCAAAUCUGAUGAAUCUGAUGGCUACCUUCGUCGUUUUCGGGCUUCCGUGUCGAUCUCCCAAUCAAAUCUGCUCGGUAUCGUGGGCAGUACAGCAGCUAUCCCAUCAAGCUUUUCUACACACCUCGAACAUCCCGAUUAUUCUCCAAUCCGCUCUUGUCUCUAACCUUUACAUGCUCGCAGCUAAGUUUGGAGGAAACUUCCUUGUGAACCUCCUCGGAACAUGGUCAGAUGCUUCUGGAAGCUACCGUAGUUACCCAACUGGAGGUAUCUGCUACUAUCUCUCUCCACCUGAUACACUCUCUCAUGUGCUUGAGGAUCCAAUCCAUUGCAUUGUCUACAUAGUGUUUAUGCUUGGAUCGUGUGCAUUCUUCUCAAAGACAUGGAUCGACGUGUCCGGUUCUUCCGCGAAGGACGUAGCUAAACAACUGAAGGAACAGCAGAUGGUGAUGCGUGGUCACCGAGAGAAGUCGAUGAUCCACGAGCUCAACCGGUACAUCCCAACGGCAGCCGCCUUCGGUGGCCUGUGUAUUGGAGCCCUCUCAGUAACUGCAGAUUUCAUGGGAGCGAUAGGAAGUGGAACUGGUAUUCUUCUCGCUGUCACGAUUAUCUAUCAAUAUUUCGAGAUCUUUGUCAAAGAGCAACAAGAAAUGGGAGGCAUGGCUGCCAUGUUCUUC
Ostertagia ostertagi is the source of this 1392-nucleotide messenger RNA. Lineage: Eukaryota; Metazoa; Nematoda; Chromadorea; Rhabditida; Trichostrongylidae. The record is from the annotation of a GenBank genome assembly.